This is a messenger RNA of Camelina sativa (false flax), 466 nucleotides long. Its product is annotated as S-protein homolog 14-like. The record is from RefSeq and is a predicted model, not a curated record. Lineage: Eukaryota; Viridiplantae; Streptophyta; Magnoliopsida; Brassicales; Brassicaceae.
ACUUCUUAUUUCAUAUAAAAAAGACUAUAAAAACCUUACAUUUUCAUGUUCACACUUAGAUUUUGAAAUAAUGAAUUGUCUCGUAGCUUUUUUGUUAAUUAUUACUUUGUCUUUCGGAUUCAAUGAAGCUUGCGAAGAUAACACAAUAAUAUUUCGAAAUGCACUCCGCCCUGGUACAAAUCUCAAAGUCAGUUGCGAAUCCAACAAAAAACAUCGAAGAGAAGGGGCAGUGAAAUUCAAAAGUAACCCAGUUCGUAUUGAUUUCCAAGAGGCUGUAUUUGAUAGGACAACAUGGCAUUGCCUAUUGCAACACGGGGCGUAUUCUCAAUACUAUAGAGCAUAUAGAGGAAGUGCUCCAAUUCGUCGAUGUGGUGAGUUACGUGUAUACAUUGCCAAACCUGAUGGGAUCUACUUAUCAAAAAAUGCUGGUCCAGAAAAAUUCGACUACCCUUGGAAAAAAAACUAA